AUGUUUUUAUGGGCUUCACUUGAACACUUGAAAGUUCAUGCAAAGAAGAAGCCACAUUCAUGUCAUUUGUGUGGUAAAAGUUUUUUGCAUCUACAAAGUUUGAAACAACAUCAGAAAAUACAUACUGGUGUGAGAGAGUACAUGUGCUUUGAGUGUGAAAAGACUUUUAGUUCAGUGAGCAGUUUAAAACUACAUGAGAAGAUCCACACUGGAGAGAAACCUUACAAGUGUUCACACUGUGACAAGAGAUUCAGUCAGACAAAAGAUCUGAAAACACAUGAGAGGAUUCACACUGGAGAGAAACCUUACAAGUGUUCACACUGUGACGAGAAAUUCAGUCAUCCAUCAAAUCUGAAAACACAUGAGAGGAUCCACACUAGAGAGAAACCUUACAAGUGUUCACACUGUGACAAGAGAUUCAGUCGGUUAACACAUGAGAGGAUCCACACUGGAGAGAAACCUUACAAGUGUUCACACUGUGACAAGAGAUUUAGAGAUUCAUCACAUCUAAAAAGACAUGAGAGCAUUCACACUGGAGAGAAACCUUACAAGUGUUCACACUGUGAAAAGAGAUUCAGUGAUUCAAUACAUCUGAAAACACAUGAGAGCAUUCACACUGGAGAGAAACCUUACAAGUGUUCACACUGUGACUGGAGAUUCAGUCGUACAGGAAAUCUGAAAAGACAUGAGAGGAUUCACACUGGAGAGAAACCUUACAAGUGUUCACACUGUGACAAGCGAUUCAUUCAGUCAACAGAGCUGAAAACACAUGAGAGGACCCACACUGGAGAGAAACCUUACAAGUGUUCACACUGUGACGAGAAAUUCAGUCAAUCAUCAAAUCUGAAAAGACACAAGAGGAUUCACACUGGAGAGAAACCUUUUAAGUGUUCACACUGUGACAAGAGAUUCAGUCAGACAAGAGAUCUGAAAAGACAUGAGAGGAUCCACACUGGAGAGGAACCUUACAAGUGUUAA
Molecule: messenger RNA, 978 nt
Organism: Carassius carassius (crucian carp)
Lineage: Eukaryota; Metazoa; Chordata; Actinopteri; Cypriniformes; Cyprinidae
Product: zinc finger protein 678-like
Exons: 1
Coding region: 1-978 (325 amino acids)
Biological process (GO): regulation of transcription by RNA polymerase II
Cellular component (GO): nucleus
Molecular function (GO): RNA polymerase II cis-regulatory region sequence-specific DNA binding; DNA-binding transcription factor activity, RNA polymerase II-specific
Source: RefSeq, a predicted model, not a curated record